AUGCCCACAUUAUCGCUGAUCAACUUCAAUAUCGUCUGUGCGACAUUGGGAGGGUUCAUCUCUCUAUUCGGCCUGGUCUCGUACCUCUUCAAAGAGAGAUUCUACCUCUCUGAAGCAUUGAUCUCGCUGCUGGCUGGAGUUGUGUUCUCUCCGCACGGUGCCAAUUUUAUUCGACCGCUCGAUUAUGCGCUUGGCGCGGAUCAGAAUCUAGACCAAAUCACUCUGUGUUUCACCCGACUGGUCCUCGGGGUACAGCUCGUUCUAGCCGGUGUGCAGCUACCGAAACGCUACCUGCAGCUGGAAUGGAAGAGCCUCUCGCUGCUGCUUGGGCCGGGAAUGGCCGCUAUGUGGAUGUGCAGCGCUCUUGUGAUCUGGGCCCUGGUGCCUAACCUUUCAUUUCUGCAUGCGCUUGCUGUUGGUGCCUGUGUGACCCCAACGGACCCAGUCCUCUCGAACUCGAUUGUCAAGGGCAAGUUUGCCGACAAAAAUGUUCCUCAGCCGUUGCAGCGCAUCAUCAUUGCUGAGUCGGGGGCGAAUGACGGGCUUGGCUAUCCGUUUCUUUUCUUUGCCCUCUACCUCAUCCAGUAUAUUGGCAUGGAUGGCGAGGGUUUCAGUGGAGGUGCAGGGAAAGCCAUGGGUUUGUGGUUUUAUGAGACUUGGGCCUACACGAUUUUGCUGAGUGUUGGCUACGGAGUCACUGUUGGCUGGGUUUCUAGGGAAUUGCUUCACUGGGCGGAAGAGAAGCACUACGUGGACCGAGAGAGCUUCCUUGUCUUUGCCAUUGCUCUUGCGCUCUUUAUCGUAGUACGUUCCCCUUGUAGUAUGGCGAAUGUCAAGCUGACCAACAGUGACUGGUUCCGCCUGGAAACCAUGGACGACUCUCUUCAACCAACCAUCGACAUGCUCCUCAACCUGGCAGUCUUCAUGUGGUUCGGUGCCGUCUGCCCAUGGCAUCUCUUCCUAGAAAACAACGUCAUCCCGAUAUACCGUCUUAUUCCCCUGGGAAUCCUCAUCCUACUUGUCCGUCGCAUGCCUAUCAUCUUCGCCAUGCACAAGUAUAUCGAACAGAUCGAAAGUCUGUUCCAGACUACAUUUGUCGGCUUCUUUGGCCCCAUCGGCGUCGGUGCAGUCUUCUAUCUUUCAGUGAGCAGGGAAUAUUUGAAUAGGAUCACCGUGAAUGGCGAAAUUCGCGCCGAUGCGCAGCAGGUCUCUGAUACCAUCGAAGUGGUGGUCUGGUUUCUCGUCAUCUGCAGCAUAGUCGUUCAUGGUCUCUCUAUUCCCUUCGCCAAAGCUGGCUAUCAUCUCCCGCGGACUAUCUCGCAAGUGAUUAGCACUAGCACCGGCGACAACGAACCAAUUCCGUUAGCUAGGAACUCGCACACGCACAGCACGGCGACGCACGAUAAUGUUGAGGCCACUAGCCGCCGCGCGAGGAGACAUGACACCUCCCUUCCUACCUCGAUGAGUCGAUCCCACACGCCCCAGCCGGUGGCCUUCCAAAUUGGUCGAAGCGUGAUUCUAUCAGCUUCUCCAUCAUCUGAUGCACAGAUUGGAUUGGGGAGUGGGGAGGAGCCAGCGCGGCCGGUGAAUUUGGUGCCCAAGUCAGAGACCGUGGGGGAGUUGACGAGGAUUAGAAGUAAUGAUGACGCUUGUGGUCAAGGGGACAGAUCUGGGAUUGUGAAGUCGUCGAGUAUCGUUGAUGCUGUAUCUAGUCACGACACUUUGCCAAAGUAUGCAGCACAAUGGGGCCCUGGCAAGCAAGAAAAGCUGAUUCGGAUCGAGAGUUUGUAUUCGCCAACAUCUAUGGAUUUGAAGUAG
Molecule: messenger RNA, 1818 nt
Organism: Aspergillus nidulans FGSC A4
Lineage: Eukaryota; Fungi; Ascomycota; Eurotiomycetes; Eurotiales; Aspergillaceae
Product: putative Na/H antiporter
Exons: 6
Coding region: 1-1818 (605 amino acids)
Biological process (GO): proton transmembrane transport; regulation of membrane potential; monoatomic cation transport
Cellular component (GO): plasma membrane; membrane
Molecular function (GO): antiporter activity; sodium:proton antiporter activity
Source: RefSeq, a predicted model, not a curated record